Molecule: messenger RNA, 1854 nt
Organism: Stegodyphus dumicola
Lineage: Eukaryota; Metazoa; Arthropoda; Arachnida; Araneae; Eresidae
Product: degenerin-like protein asic-2
Biological process (GO): sodium ion transmembrane transport
Cellular component (GO): plasma membrane
Molecular function (GO): ligand-gated sodium channel activity
Source: RefSeq, a predicted model, not a curated record
UCGUCUUGUAAUUCGCUUUCAGAUCAUAACGCACUCAUUAGGGAGAGAUAAAUUAUUGUACUUCAUUUGUACCAAAAUACUUGGACUUUAAAUUACUGUCACACUAACUUCGUAAAGCACAUCAAUAUCCUCAGAUUAACGAAGUCAAAACUAUUAGUAAUAUGCAAGCAGAGAUAUGGCCGAAGAAGCUGAAAAACCUGAAUUGAAGAAAAGCCCAAUAAUAGAUAAAAAAAAUUAUAUUAUCAAACAAAAAACUACUUCCUCCAAGUUUGCAAUAUCUUUGUUACAAAAUUCCUCAGUCUAUCCUGUAUCCAAAGCCAGCCAUGUGCAGUCAAAAUCGAGGAAAAUAUUUUGGUUUGCAGUUUUAAUUUUUUGUACUAUAGGUUGUUCUUAUGAUUGCUACAGAUUUUUAAAAGUUUACCUACAGUAUCCAGUUUUGAUAAGCAUUGAUUUGCAAAGGAACACCAGUGCUAAUUUUCCUGCAGUGACUGUUUGCAAUAUGAAUCGAAUGAAAACUUACUAUAAGGACUGCGUUUUAGAAAACUGGAAUUGGACACAGUGUAUGCAAAGACCGUACGAGGUAAACAGAAAUUCAACAAUAAUAGAGUCAGGUGGCAAAAAAUACAUAUCCCGAUUUGGUGUACCGAACGCAAUCAAAGAAAAUUACUUAUACAAAGAAGACACGUUUAUGGACUUUUAUGCAAAAAUAGAUAUGGAUAGUCGGAAACGUUAUGGAUACAUGCUGCAAGAAUUGAUCAAGAAAUGUUCUUUCAAUUCUGUUCUUUGUAAUGAAACUGAUUUCACCUUUUUUCAAAAUAUGCAAUAUGGAAAUUGCUAUACAUUUAAUAGAAAACAGGAUGGCAAAGAACUGAAGAAGGUUUUUAGAAUAGGGCCACAAACUGCUUUGGAAUUAGAACUAAAUGUAAUGGUUGAUUCUUAUCUGGACGUUACUCAAACAGUAGGGGCACGAGUGGUGAUUCAUAAUCCAGAGGAAGAUCCCAAUCCUGAAGAAGAUGGGGUAAACAUCAGUCCCGGAUUUGAAAGCCAUAUUUCUUUGAUUAAAACUUCAAUAAAGAGGCUUCCUUCUCCAUACAGAGACCGCUGUGUUAAUUACACGGAAAAGGACAGCAAUGGGUCUUCGAAAAAUGAUUUCGAUUGCACUCGAAAAUGCGUACUUGAUUUGAGCUUGUCUAUAUGCGCCUGUGUUAAUCCUUUCGUAAGGAUUCCAGCUUUUGAUAAGCGAUGUGAUUAUAAGAACUCAACACAGAUGUCUUGCUUAAAUCAUGUGUCUGAUGCUAUGCACAGAAAAGAACUUACUUGUGAUUGUCCUGUGCCAUGUGCAACAACUGCUUAUUCUGUAGAUGUUGGUUCUUCCCCUUGGACAAGAGAUUCAUCUAUUCAUUUCCAAUCAAACGAUUUGAAAAACGGCGAAAAUUGGACUUUAGAGUUACAUAAUGUGAAUCAAAACAAGACGAAGUUUAAGAGUGCACAUUUUGUAUCUCAUGCGAAGGUAGAAGUUUUUUACCGAAGUUUGGAUCACACAAUUUACACCCAAACAGCUAUGUUUUCUGAAAGCGAGCUUUAUUCUCAUCUCGGCGGUCAUAUGGGACUAUGGCUAAGCAUUUCUUUUAUGGCACUUUUUGAAUGCAUAGAAAAUAUGAUUUUGUUUUUAAUAUUUUUAAUCAAGAAUUAACACAGUAGAAUAUAUUAAACAUUGGGAAGAAAAUAUAUAAAACUAAAUGCAAAAAUAUAUGAAAUCAGCAAAUUGUUUCUUGAUAUAUAUGUUUCCUUAUUUAUUUAAACUUACUUUCCAGUUUAUUUAAAAUUUAAUGAGAUUGUUAAUAAGUACUAUUA